CCAUCUCUUACGCUCGCUGCCUCGCACUCGCUAUUAUUACUCGGCCUCCUCGCUCGCUUUUUAAGUAUCCCACCUUCCUCCGCACUUCCUCCCCAUGGCUUCGAUCUGCAGCGCCGUGGCCGCGACGGUCGCCCUCGUCCUCGCGUCGUCCGCGCUCCUCGCCGACGCUCGCAUCCCCGGCGUAUACACCGGCGGCCCGUGGCAGAGCGCCCACGCCACCUUCUACGGUGGCAGCGAUGCCUCCGGCACCAUGGGCGGGGCGUGUGGGUACGGGAACCUCUACAGCCAGGGGUACGGGGUGGAGACGGCGGCGCUGAGCACGGCGCUGUUCAACGACGGGCUCAGCUGUGGGGCGUGCUUUGAGAUCAAGUGCGCGGACGAUCCCCGGUGGUGCAAGGGCGGCAGCCCUUCCAUCUUCAUCACGGCCACCAACUUCUGCCCCCCCAACUACGCUCUCCCCUCCGAUGACGGCGGCUGGUGCAACCCGCCCCGUCCUCACUUCGACCUCGCCAUGCCCAUGUUCCUCAAGAUCGCCGAGUACCGCGCCGGCAUUGUCCCCGUCUCCUACCGCAGGGUGCCGUGCAGGAAGGCGGGCGGGAUACGGUUCACCAUCAACGGCUUCCAGUACUUCAACCUGGUGCUCAUCACCAACGUGGCCGGCGCCGGCGACAUCAUCCGCGCCAGCGUGAAGGGCUCCCGCACCGGGUGGAUGCCCAUGUCCCGCAACUGGGGCCAGAACUGGCAGUCCAACGCCGUCCUCGUCGGCCAGUCCCUCUCCUUCCGCGUCACCGGCAGCGACCACCGCACCUCCACCUCCUGGAACAUCGCCCCCGCCACCUGGCAGUUCGGCCAGACCUUCUCCGGCAAGAACUUCCGGGUCUGAACCCUUCCAGCGUUCUCAGUCGGUCAGUCAGUCCGCCCGUCCUCAUAUUGCUACAAGAGGUGAUGAAGAAGGCGGCGGCAAGACAGCAGUGCUGUCGUACGGGUUCCUCUGUGUCGAGUCGAGUCGAGUCGAGUCGAGUGCUUUAAGGCCUGUAAUGGUGUGUUAGCUAGUAGCGAUGAAGGCAGCAGCUGAAGUGACUGCAGACCAAAACGGAGCGUGUAGCCCGCAGCUGCUUAAAGACAUCAUCGUCCUAUUUGUGAUUGCAGUCUCAUGAAUGUGAUAAGUCCUAAGCGGAUGCGUCAUUCUCCAUUA
Musa acuminata AAA Group (dessert banana) is the source of this 1195-nucleotide messenger RNA. Its product is annotated as expansin-A4-like. The transcript is spliced from 3 exons. Gene Ontology annotation, cellular component: extracellular region. Gene Ontology annotation, biological process: plant-type cell wall organization. The record is from RefSeq and is a predicted model, not a curated record. NCBI's taxonomy places the organism in Eukaryota, Viridiplantae, Streptophyta, Magnoliopsida, Zingiberales, Musaceae. The coding region runs from base 95 to 883 and encodes 262 amino acids.